AUGCAAGCUCCUUUCUCUACCUGCUUUUACUGUUCUAUCAUCUUUGUGUCGUUUGUGGGGGGCUUGUCAUUUGGAGCUGACUCCUUGAGUUCAGGUCAGUCUAUGAAAGAUGGAGAGACAUUGGUCUCUUCCGGCCAAAGCUUUGAGCUUGGCUUCUUCUCUCCUGGAAGCUCCAAGAGCAGGUACUUGGGGAUAUGGUACAAGAUCACUCCUGAGACAGUAGUUUGGGUGGCUAAUGGAGGCAACCCGCUAACUGAUUCGAGUGGUGUUCUCACGUCUGGCCAUGAGGGGACUCUAGCUCUUCUGAACCAAUCGAAGGGUGUUGUUUGGUCUUCGAAUUCGUCUGGGGUCCUAACCAAUCCUGUUGCAUGUCUCCUGGAGUCUGGAAACCUUGUUCUUUGGGAUAACAUCAGUUCAAAUCCCGGUGAUACCUAUUCGUGGCAAAGCUUUGAUUACCCGUGCGACACGCUUUUAUCCUAUAUGAAACUGGGGUCGAACUUGAGAACCGGUUUCAAAUGGUAUCUGACCGCAUGGAAAAGCGUGGAUGACCCUUCCCCUAGCGACUACACCUGUGGAUUAGACGACCAAGGGCUGCCACAUAUUGUUAUACUCAGGAACGGUUCGACAAGGACAUAUCAGAGUGGUGUGUGGAAUGGAGUCGAGUUCAGCGGUCUCUCAGUGGCUGCGAAUUCCAUCUCGAGGCAAAUGUUGGUCAACAACCAGACGGAUGUCUAUUUCGCUUAUCAAGCUCCGGGUGAUGGGAUUAUCACCAGAGUCAGUCUGAAUGAGUCCGGGUCAUUACAACGACUUGUGAGGAAGAAAGAAAGUGCUAGUUGGAUUGUCAUGUACUCGCUUCCCAAUGAUUCAUGCGACAACUACGCAUUAUGCGGAGCUAAUGGUUUCUGCAGAAGUAACCUCUCCUCGAAAUGCCAGUGCUUGCAGGGUUUCAUACCCAAGUCACCGGAAGAAUGGCAAAUGCUUUAUUUUUCUGGUGGCUGCAUGAGGAAGGUGCCUGUAAAUUGUUCGAAAGGAGAAGGGUUUUUCAAACUUUCAAGGGUAAGCUGCCUGAUCUGGUUGACUACUGAUUGA
Molecule: messenger RNA, 1089 nt
Organism: Rhodamnia argentea
Lineage: Eukaryota; Viridiplantae; Streptophyta; Magnoliopsida; Myrtales; Myrtaceae
Product: G-type lectin S-receptor-like serine/threonine-protein kinase At4g27290
Exons: 1
Coding region: 1-1089 (362 amino acids)
Biological process (GO): recognition of pollen
Source: RefSeq, a predicted model, not a curated record